AUGGAAGAUAAUGCUGCUGGAGUGUACAUAUACAGGACAUCUCUUCCAGUCGCACAAUUCAGCCGCGGCGACUUCUCGCUCUGGUCGGUAUUGAAGAAUUGCGUGGGAAAGGAACUGUCGAAAAUCACCAUGCCGGUGGUGUUCAACGAACCGCUGUCGUUCCUGCAGCGUAUGCUGGAGUACCUCGAGUAUGCUCACCUGCUCCGGAUGGCGUCCGAACAGACGGAUCCCGUCGCCAGGAUGGAGUACAUUGCAGCUUUCGCCGUAAGCGCGCUGGCUUCCAACUGGGAGCGACUCGGCAAGCCAUUUAAUCCUCUACUUGGAGAAACUUACGAGCUCGAGCGGCCCGAGUUCCGCGCAGUAUGUGAACAGGUUUCACAUCAUCCGCCAGUGUCGGCGUUCCACGCGGACAGCCCGCACUUCGUGUUUCACGGCUCCGUGCACCCAAAGCUCAAGUUCUGUGGAAAGAGUGUCGAGAUACAGCCUAAAGGACACGUCACUGUUGAAUUGCCAAGGUGGGGCGAAGCAUACACUUGGACUAAUGUGAACUGCGUCGUGCACAACGUGAUCGUGGGUAAGCUGUGGAUCGAGCAGUACGGCGCCAUGGAGGUCACCUGCCACGGGGGCGCUGCACUUAAAGCCAACCUUGUGUUCAAGCCCGCAGGGUUUAACAACCGUGACCUUCAUAGAGUCGACGGCUUCAUAACUGACGCUAACAAGAAAAAACUACGAUUCCUUUACGGGAAGUGGACAGAGUACAUUAAAUGCUGCAGCGCUUCUGCUUACGAGCAGUGGGCUAAGGAGCGUGGGGAAGAAGCAGGCACCCAGCAGACUCCCUCGCACACUCCCAAAAAAGUCCUCGCGAAGUUAAACAGUUUCAAAGUGGGAGCUCUCCGAUCUAUGUCUAUACAAGAUACUGAGGAAACAGAAAAUUCUGAAGACGUGCCCAAGCCCGACGAGUCCUACAAUAUAGACAUUCCAGGAUCGACUACAUUGUGGGAAGCAAGACCGCGGCCUAGCAACAGCGCUCAGUAUUACCAGUUCACGGAGUUCGCAAUGUCGUUGAACGAGCUGGAACGCGACAUGAAGGGGCAGCUGUGCCCGACUGACAGCCGGCUGCGGCCGGACGUGCGCCUGCUGGAGCAGGGCGACAUCGACGCGGCCGCCGCCGAGAAGACGCGCCUCGAGGAGAAGCAGCGCACCGCCCGGAAGCUGCUCAAGAAGAACGCGGACCCCUGGCAGCCCAGGUGGUUCAGUCAAGGUACGAAUCCCUAUACGAAACAAGAGGAUUGGCUCUACAACGGAGGCUACUGGGAUCGCAACUACCAACAUUUGAAAGACGUUGAUAUUUUCUAA
Parnassius apollo (apollo) is the source of this 1356-nucleotide messenger RNA. The record is from the annotation of a GenBank genome assembly. NCBI's taxonomy places the organism in Eukaryota, Metazoa, Arthropoda, Insecta, Lepidoptera, Papilionidae.